Molecule: messenger RNA, 3530 nt
Organism: Aphidius gifuensis
Lineage: Eukaryota; Metazoa; Arthropoda; Insecta; Hymenoptera; Braconidae
Product: ras-like protein 1
Exons: 5
Coding region: 660-1253 (197 amino acids)
Biological process (GO): epidermal growth factor receptor signaling pathway; Ras protein signal transduction
Cellular component (GO): plasma membrane
Molecular function (GO): GDP binding; GTP binding; GTPase activity
Source: RefSeq, a predicted model, not a curated record
GUCAAAGUGUUUGAUAACAAGUGUAUCCCUCACCACCACCCCUCCCCAACAAGUGAAUUUAUAAUAUUAUUAAUAAUUAUAUUAAAUAUAAUUAACUUUAAUAAUAAUUUAUUAAUUCAAUGUACCUGAUCAAAUGACAUGUAAUAUUUCGAAACAAAAAAAAUGCAUCAGUUAAAUAUUUAAUAACAAAUAAUAUUAGUUUAUUUUCAAAAGAAAAAAAGAGUAAAAUUUACUCAAUUUUUCAUAGAUUGUAAUUUGUACAACUCCCUUUUUUAUUGAAAUUCCGUAGAGCUCAUUGGCAACCCUGACAUCCAGAUGACUUAGCCUCAAAUGACUCAGUGCUCAUCAUAACAAUAAGUGACUAAGAAAAAAAACAAUCAAGAGAAAAAGUGAGAUGUUGUCUUGAGUAUCAAGUGUAAGUUAUUUAUUAUUUUACAAAAGUUACGCCCAUUGGGCACCACAGCUGUCUUCUUUACAUAAGAAAUAGCAAUAAUGGUUACUUGAUACAAGUCCGACAUUUUGCUCCAAAAAAUUUACUAGUUUACUCCAUUUGAGCAAAUUAAUUAUUGAAAAAAAUUUAACUAUAUAGAAACAAAGGAAAAUAAAUUUAAUAAACAAUAAUUUAAAAAAAAUAAUAGACAACAAUAUAAAAAAAUACCAUGACAGAAUAUAAAUUAGUUGUUGUUGGAGCUGGAGGUGUUGGUAAAUCAGCAUUGACAAUACAACUUAUACAAAAUCAUUUUGUUGAUGAGUAUGAUCCAACGAUAGAAGAUUCAUACAGAAAACAGGUUGUUAUAGAUGGAGAAACAUGUUUGUUGGAUAUUUUAGAUACAGCUGGUCAAGAAGAGUACAGUGCAAUGAGAGAUCAGUACAUGAGAACUGGUGAAGGAUUUUUAUUAGUUUUUGCAGUAAAUUCAGCUAAAAGUUUUGAGGAUAUAGGAACUUAUAGAGAACAAAUAAAAAGAGUUAAAGAUGCAGAAGAAGUACCAAUGGUACUAGUUGGUAACAAAUGUGAUUUACAACAAUCAUGGGCUGUUAAUAUGACACAAGCAAGAGAAGUUGCACGUCAAUAUGGUGUACCAUUUGUUGAAACAUCAGCUAAAACAAGAAUGGGUGUUGAUGAUGCAUUCUACACUUUGGUAAGAGAAAUUCGAAAAAAAAAAAAAGACAAAGAUAAUCGUGGAAAAAAAAAUUGGGGACGUAAACGUGAUGGUACAUCAAGCAACAGAAGAAUACGAUGUUGUCUUCUUUAAAUAAUCCAGUUAACGUAAAUAAAACAAAGACAAAUUAAACAAAAAAUAAUAAUAUGCAAGUUUUAGAUUGUAAAAAGCCUUAAAAUAUGUUGCAGCUUGCUUUGAUUCGAUAUUUUCAAAUGACUAUAGCACAAUUUUUUACAAAAAAAAACAACAAUCAAUUAAUCAAUGAACAAAUUCUUAUAUCAGUGAUGUUUAUAAUAUCAAAAUGAAUUUAUACUCUUUAGAUUUUUAUUCUUAAAAAAGAAAAAAACAUAAACAAGUGUUGUCAAAUAAUUAUUAAACUAGUUUCAUUGCAAACAAAUAAUAUUUCUAAACUCAACGCGCAAAUUAAUUCAUGGCAAUAUUUUUUUUUUAUGUGCCACGAGUGUUUCAUAUUGUCCAAUAAUUAAUCAAUUUUUAUUUACAUUUUUUGACUGUUUAAUAUGUAAUUCUAAUCACGAUUAUUCAAAUAAUAUUUUAUAUUCUUUUUUGCCAUUCAAACUUGUUGAACUAAUUGUUAUGCAAUAUGAAAAAUAUAUAUAUUUUUAUUUCGGCAAAUUUUGUGAAUAUAAAAUACAUAAGAAAAAGAAAAAAAAAAAGAAAAUAAUAAUCCCUUGUCUAUACUCAGUGCUAUUUCUAUUUUUCAUUUUUUUUUCUGUGACAAAACUAAAUGCCUGCAAAAUUGCCACAAAAAUUUUUCUUAAUUUGUAAAUUUUUUAGCUUAAAAAUAUUUCUCAAAAAAUUAAUCUAUUAUUAAAAUUCAAUAUACAUAUAAUGAAAUAGUGUUCACUAGUUUUCGUAUGAAAGAAAAAAAAAAAAUUUAGUAAAUAAUAACAUGUUAAUAACUAUUUUCAAGUACCAUCAUUAUCAUAAUUUUAAAAAAAUCAUCAAAGUUAAUCUUUGAAUAUGCCAUGUGAUGGCAUUUAACUGUGAAUUCUGCAAAGAAAUAAUUAAUUAGUUAGUCAUAAGUUAAUUUGAAUAAAUAAAUAAAAAAGUUUAUAUAUAAAUCAAUUUGUUUUUUAUUAAAAGUGAAAAAGAAAAACAAAUAAAAAAAUUACCUAGUGCCUUGAAGAGGGGGUUGGUGUAAAAUUUGACUUAUACAUUACAUCAAAUUACAUUUUUAUAUUUUGAUUAUUUUAUCGAAGCAACUAGGUAAAUAUAAAAUCAUCGUACAUUAAUUUACGUCAUUAUGCAUGUCGCUAUAUCACUGUCAUGUUAUUGAUGCUAAAUAUAUAUUUAUUAUUGUAUAUAAUAUAUAGAUCAUUUUUAUAAUGUAUAAACUAUUUUCUAAUCACAUACGAAAUAGAAUGGCACGUCAGUCUGUUACGUUUUAUUAAUUGAAUUACUUAAUUCGUAUUAUUAUUAUUUUUCAUUUUAAUUACUACUGCGCGUUACAUAAUUAUUAUUUUAAAAAUAAUUUGGGUUUAAAUUAUUAUUGGGCCAUUUUUUAUGGCCAUAGAAAAAUUAUCCAAAUUAUUAAUAUACACAUUUGGCGGAUAUACAAGUGAAGACGUAUUUUUAUCUAUUCAAUUAAGAAUAAAAAAUACCAAAUUAAAAUUUAGAUACUGUACUGUUUUGUUGUUAUAUUAUAACAAAUACAGUUUUAUUUUUUUUUCAUUUAAUUUUAGUUAUUUUAUUCACAAGAAUAAAUUAAUUUCGUUGAAGUUUGAAUGUAUUUGCAAAUUAAUUAAUUAAUCAAUUUUUUUUCGUUAUAUUUAUAUGGAUUUUUAGGUGAUUAAAUGAGCUUUGUAAUUAAAGUGUGAGUAAUUGUUACAAAGAUCAUUAAAUUACCUAAAAAAUAAGACUAAUGUAAAGUUUGUAAGAUGAAAAUUGAAGUUCUGGUUUUAAAAAUUUGAUACACUUUAAGCAAAAAUUAAAACGUACAUUUAAGUGUCAACAAAUUAAACAAUUAAAGCCAUAAAUAAAAAGUGCAGCUUAAAUAAAAUCAACUGUCUCAAUAAAUAUUUUUAAUGAUUCAAAUAACAAUAGUCAUUUGAAUCAUCAAAAAUUACUCUUGAUACAUUUGAUUCUCUUUAAACUGCUUUUUUUUUUUUAAUUUAAAUUUUAAAAAAUCAUUUAUAUCUACUUUGUUUAUAUAUCUAUAUAUAUUUUUUUUUUUUGUAUAACAUAAUUAUUUGUAUAAAGCCUAGAGAUUCAAAAGAAAAAAAAAAAUAAUAUUUGUUUUUUUUUAUGUCAAUUUUUUUCGUUGACUUAAUAGUUUGAUUAAUUAAAAAGUAUUUAUUUAAUAGACUUUCGUAGUCUAUUAUUAUGCGCCAUUUAUGUUUGGUAUUUCGA